AUGUACCCCUCCUCCCCGGGGAACCGCCGCAAUAGUUAUCUCAACCAAACCUCCCACCACACUCGCCAGCUUUCAACGUCGUCUGUCGCAUCAGGUGUAUCGUCUGCUUACGGCUCCAACUACUCGACUCAGUCGAUUGGUUCCAUGCCUUCUCAAGCAUCGACAAACUCGUCGGUGCCCUCCGUCUCCCGAUAUAAUACAGAUGGCGUUGUUUCUUCAUCAACAUCAUCAUAUCUCAACAAGUACAAUCUGAACAUACCAUCUUCGCCGGGGUCUGGGUCUCAUUAUACCAGCCGUCACCACCCGGAUCCGUAUUCUCCUCUCGAAAGUCCGGUUGCUAGUCCCACCGGAACGCCAACAAAAGGGGGGCACUACACAAGGAAUCUUGGUGUGUCACAAACACCAGAAUCUGCUGCUCGGAGGCUGGAUUUUUCAUCAAAUAAUACUACACCUCGCGGAAGUGAUAUCCAAGGUUAUUACACGCCAUCGGCGACCCCAACUACCGAUCAAGCUUUGUCGAAUGCCAUUUCAGAGAUUACUUUGUCGGAGAGAGAUCCUUCAACUCGAAGAAUGUCUCAGCGGCCGACUAGCAUGAUUCUUACUGGCGCAUCUGGCGUUGCGACUUCUGCCGACUUGAAGGCUUUGAAAAAUUCAUCUGUUAGCCAUCUUCGGACCCUUUCCGAGACUGGUGAACAAAUCGUUGCUGCAACUAAGGCUCACGAUGUCGUCGGACUUCAUGGUAGAAAGGCUUUCAAGAAAAUGAACAUUAAUGAUGGUAGAAAUAACUGGUCCUCUGUCACUUGGAUGGAUGCUCAGAGAAAGUACUUGAAAGCUUACGAAUACCUCUGUCAUAUCGGUGAAGCAAAAGAAUGGAUCGAGCGUUGUAUCGACGAGGAGAUCCCUCCAAUUAUCGAACUGGAAAAUUAUCUUCGAAAUGGAAUAACUCUCGCCCGAGUCACUCAAGUCUUCGCGCCGGAAUUGGUUCCACGUAUAUUUACUGACCCCAAACUUCAAUACCGCCAUACAGACAAUAUUGUUCGGUUCUUCAAGUUUAUCAGACGCGUCGAAUUACCCGAGGUCUUUUACUUUGAACUUACCGAUCUUUACGACAAGAAGAAUAUCCCAAAGGUCAUCUAUUGUAUCCACGCCCUAAGUUACUUGCUGUUGAGACUGGGCUUUACGGACUUUUCGAUUGGGAAUCUUGUUGGCCAACUCGAGUUUACAGAAGAAGAACUACAUAGCACUCAACGGGGACUGGACCAGGCUGGAGUAUCCUUGCCAAGUUUCAGGGGUGUCGGGAAGCAUUUCGACGAAGAACCUCAGGAAACCGAAGAAGAACGAAUUCAGCGAGAACUCGAAGAGGUAGAGAGUGAAGUGAUACAACUCCAAUCGGCCGUCCGUGGGGCACUGAUCAGAGUUGCCCUAGGGUGGAUGAUGGACGACUUGUGGUCUUGUGAACCCGAAGUUUUGGAUCUCCAGUCCCGAAUCCGUGGAAUGUUCGCUAGAGAGAGCUUUGCUUAUACUUUUGAGAUGAGCGGCUGGGCUUCUGAUAUGCAGGCUCUUGUCCGGGGUCUUUUGAUCAGAAAAGCUAUGGAAGAUAAGAAGCGAUCGCUCAAGAGGAAUUCCAAAUUGUUUGCAAAGUUGCAGGCUAUACAGCGUGGUCAGCAAGUUCGUGAAGGUCUCGCACAGCAGAGGAAAAAGUUGGAGCAAGCGGCUCCAGCCGUUACCAAAUUACAAUCAGCGAUCCGCGGCGCUUUGUUUAGAAAUGACCUCGGUGCACACAUGGACGAUAUCUACGAAGGCGAAGCCGAUGUUUCCGGAUUGCAAGCCCAGAUCCGAGGCAUGCUUACUCGCAAGGUGCUCGCCGACCAAGAAGCCGAAUUACAACAAGCCAAUAAGCAAAUCGCUAAACUCCAAGCUAUUGCUCGAGGAGUGAUGUACAGGAGCCGAAAAGCUAGCGUUAUGAACAAGCUGCAAGCAAAACCUGGGUCUUGGGAAGCGAUUCAAGCUCGUGCCCGGGGUAUACUGUACCGCCGAAAGCAUGCCGAGCUCAAGAGACGACUACAAACCGCCUUACCGAGUAUCAUCAAGUUUCAGGCAGCCAUCCGUGGUGCAUCGGUUCGACACGAAAUCAUGGGCCACCAAGACGAGCUUUACGACGAAGAAGAACCUGUGGUGGAUUUGCAGAGUAGCAUCAGGGGUAUGCUCACCCGUAAGGCACAUCAGGCCAAACUUACCGCUCUCAAUGCCCAAGUCAGCAAGAUCACCGAGCUUCAGGCUCGUGGCAGAGGUGCACUUAUGAGAGGAACCAAGAAUGUCUUUGUUGCCGAGAUGAUCACUCACCACGAGGAAGAAGUUACCGGGCUCCAAGCUUGCAUUCGAGCAGCUCUGGCACGAAAGGCUGUUCGUCAUACUGUCGAGGCUGUCAUUGAUGAAGAGCCUGAAAUCGUCGAUGUCCAAUCCCUCAUCCGAGGAGCGCUCCAGCGUAAGGUCUUCCACGGAAAGCUCCAGCAUUAUAGGCAAAAUAUGGACAAAGUUAUCAAGCUCCAGAGCUUUGUCAGGGCCAAACAGCAGGGUGAAGCUUACCGAAGUUUGAUGUCCGGCAAGAACCCGCCCGUCGGAACCGUCAAAAACUUCGUUCAUCUUCUCAACGACAGUGACUUUGACUUCGACGAGGAGAUGGAGUUCGAAUCAAAACGCAAGACCGUUGUUCAGCACAUUCGACAGAACGAACUACAAGAACAAUACAUUGAGCAACUCGACGUCAAGAUUGGUCUCUUGAUCCGCAACAAGAUCACAUUGGACGAAGUCAUCAAGUAUCAAAAACUCGGAGGGAAUCAUGGUAUUCUGCUCGGAAACACUGAACUGGGAUCCUCCGACCCGUUCGACCUCAAGGCCCUCAACAAGAACUCACGAAGGAAGCUCGAGCUCUACCAAAUCCUCUUCUUUGCACUUCAGACCCAGCCCGUCUAUUUGUCUCGCAUGUUCCAACGUGUGCGCCAAGUUGGGACCGCUGAAAAGGAUUUGAAGAGACUUGAAAACUUGAUAAUAGGCUUAUUUGGUUAUGCUCAGAAGAGGCGAGAAGAGUACUACCUGCUCAAGCUCAUCGCUAAGAGCAUACGGGAUGAAUUGGAUGCAUCACAAGAACCACAAGACUAUCUCCGUGGAAACUUCUUCUGGAGUAGACUAGUUGUUAACUACAUCCGCUCACCACGGGACCGAAAAUACAUGCGUGACUUUUUAGGACCUAUCCUUAAGGGACGGGUUGUUGAUAACGACGCGCUUGACCUCGAAAGUAACCCACUUCAAAUAUACAUGAGUUCCAUCAACAACGAAGAGCUGAGCACGGGAAGGAAGAGUCAAAGACGCAGGGAUAUUACUCCAGAGGAAGCAAUUCGAGAUCCUGAUACAAGGAAGGAGUUUGUGCAGCAUCUCGAGGAAUUACGCGACCUCUGCGAUAGCAUCCUUGAUGCGAUUGAGGAAAAUGCUGCCAGGUUGCCCUAUGGUGUGCGACAUCUUGCACAAGUUUCACAUGAUGCUCUUCUCUUGAAGUUCCCACAAGAGCACCCAGAUGGCAUUAUGCAGGUCGUUGUUCACUUCUUCUUCCUCAAAUACUUCAACCCAGUUAUUUUGAGCCCGGAAACUUUUGGAAUCAUUGAUAGGAGCCUUGCCCCCGCGCAGAAAAAGAACCUAACAAUUCUGAGCAAAGUGCUCAGCAACAUUAGUGCUGGAAAGCUGUUCUCGCAUGGUGAAGAUGUUUAUUUGCAACCCAUGAACAACUAUAUGAAUGAAGCUAUCGGGCGGCUCUUGUCUAUCUUCAGAAACAUUAUCCAAGUGCCCAACGCAGAGAAGCAAUUCGACAUGGACGAGUUUGAUGACCUAACUUCCCGACAGAAGCCGACAUUAUUCAUCAAGAUGGUCGAUAUCUUUGCUCUUCACGCAAUGGUAUCCCGGGAGAUGGAUUUCAUGGCGCCUGAGCGAGAGGAUCCUCUCAGGGACCUUGUCAGGGAGCUCGGUAAUGUUAAGAAUACGGAAAUGGAGUUGGCGAGUGUUUCUAGCAGCGAAAUCUGCCUUACUCUAGAUCCAAGGCUCAGCAAAGUCGAAGACCCCGAGAGCAACAUCAAGGCCCUGUUCACCGAGACCAAGAGAUGUGUUCUGUACAUCAUAAGGGUUCAAACAGGCACGGACCUCAUGGACAUCCUCGUCAAGCCAGUUACAGAUGAAGAUGAAUAUAAGUGGCAACAAGUCAUCGCUGAAGAUGCCGCCGACACUCGAAAGCGCGCCGCCUACUCUGACCAUAUGCCAACCCACCACACAUUGAGCGAUAUCAGUCUAAUGACUUAUAGCGAAUUGAAGAAAACGGCAUUGGAGAAUGUGUUGAAGCUGGAGAAGACCGGCAAGAUCACAAGGAAGAACCAAUUCCAGGACCUUCUAAAUGCUAUUGCGAUUGAUAUCCGGACAAAACAUAGGAGAAGGGUGCAGCGCCAGCGAGAGUUAGAUGGUGUCAAGCAAACUUUGAGCCACUUAGGCGAGAAGGCGAGGUUCUUAGACGACAAGUUGCAGAGUUACAACGACUAUAUUGAGCAAGCUAUGUUGACAUUGCAAACAAAGAAGGGGAAGAAGAAGACUAUAUUGCCUUUCACGAAGCAGUACUUCCAUCUCAAAGAACUCCAACGCUCCGGCCGGGUGCCGAAGUUCGGCAGCUACAAGUACAGCGCACAUAACCUAGUCGAGAAAGGUGUCCUAGUCUCGAUGGAGGGUUAUCAUCAUUACGAUAAGAUUAACUUCACCCUCAGCUCUGACGAAGUCGGGGUUUUCCUUAUCGAAGUUAGCCAGGGUGCUAUGAUGCUUCCCGGCGGCAGCGCAAAAAUCCCAUUGGAUGAUUUGUUGCAGGCACAAUAUAACAAUCAUCAAUUCAUGACCUUGUUUGAGGGCAUGUGUAAGUUGAAUGUGAAUCUGUUCUUGCAUCUUCUGUUCAAGAAGUUCUAUAAGGAUGGCUGA
Orbilia oligospora ATCC 24927 is the source of this 5001-nucleotide messenger RNA. RefSeq lists its product as uncharacterized. Gene Ontology annotation, cellular component: mitotic actomyosin contractile ring; cytoplasm. Gene Ontology annotation, biological process: regulation of actin cytoskeleton organization; regulation of GTPase activity; mitotic actomyosin contractile ring assembly actin filament organization. Gene Ontology annotation, molecular function: actin filament binding; GTPase activator activity; calmodulin binding. The coding region runs from base 1 to 5001 and encodes 1666 amino acids. NCBI's taxonomy places the organism in Eukaryota, Fungi, Ascomycota, Orbiliomycetes, Orbiliales, Orbiliaceae. The transcript is spliced from 6 exons. The record is from RefSeq and is a predicted model, not a curated record.